GUGCGCUGUGCACUCUCGCACAAACUGCUCGCAAAGUGGCAGUUGAGGAAAAUAGACAGCAUUCUAAAGCGCAGCACUAUCGAGAAUAGUCGCCGUGUAACAUCUUCCCAAACCUUCUCUGUCUCCUGGUUUUGGAAUAACAAACAUUGUAAAGACAAAGUGGAAUAGCCUACCGACAAGUUAUGGAUGAAAGAAUACCGCGUCUGCAAGACAGACAAUUUACUGAUCAUGAACAUUUUUUAGGGUUGGAAUACUCCUCACUCUACAUGUGUAAAUCUAAAAGAGGACUGAAGCGCGAAGAUGGCAAGGACGCGUACAAGUUACCACACCGAUUGAUAGAGAAGAAGAGGAGAGACAGAAUCAAUGAAUGUAUCGGACAGCUGAAGGAUUUGUUACCCGAACAUCUCAAAUUGACGACGCUCGGGCAUUUGGAGAAAGCGGUUGUUCUCGAGUUAACUUUGAAGCAUUUAAACGCUUUGACUGCAGUCACUGAGCAACAACACCAGAAGAUUAUUGCUUUGCAGAAUGGGGAUCGAUCGAUGAAGACGUCCGUUCACGCUGAUUUGGAUGCGUUCCACUCCGGGUUCCAAGCAUGUGCCAAAGAGGUCCUGCAGUACCUCAACAAGUUCGAGAACUGGAAUACGCGCGAGCAGCGGUGCGCGCAGCUCAUCAACCACUUGCACAAAGUAUCUGCGCAAUUUCAGCCCAGUGCGCCACUGCUCCAUUCCCAGCAACCUGCCGGAGACGUGCUGGAGCGCGAUGGCCAGAAAGCUGAAAUCCAAGCCGGACAUGACCGCGUAUCGGUCAUACAGAGGAGCCACGGGGAGCUUAACGAGAAUGACACAGACACAGACAGUGGAUACGGGGGUGAGGCGGAAAAGACCGAUGGGAAUAAAGGAUGUGACCGUAGCAAAGCAGUGAAGAUAAAGCAGGAGUUCGGGGAUGAACGCGCAGCCAAAAAAACGAAGAUGAACUGGGCUGGAAACGGUACGACGGGCGCAGACACGACCACCAGACCUGAUCUGGCCUUUAUGAACUCUUUGAUGGGAAUAACUGGCGUGGGACAGCAGACUCCAUUUUGCAUGCCUUUUUACUUCAUCAAUCCCUCUGCAGCAGCGACCUACAUGCCGCUAUUCGACAAAAGUAACCUAGAGAAGUUUGUGUACCCUGCUGCGGCAGCAGCAGCUCUCUCAGCCCCGUUUCCAUGGUUAUACCCCGGCCUUAACUCACACGCUUCGGCAACUGCAGCGGCUGCCGCAGGUGCUUUCUCCGGCAUGUCGACAGAGAAGAGCUCUGGAUUCGGUUCCAACUCCAAGCACUCUCUCUCUGACGACAGUGACAUGUCAAACGUGGAGCCUGGCUCACCUGAGGAGAGGGAGGACAACCCUGAGAAUGAUGUUGAUUAUGAUGAUGAUGAUGUUGAUGAUGAUGAUGAUGAUGAUGAUGAUGAUGAUGGUAUUAGGGAACGACUCCCCAGACAAUGAAAAUGACUGUACAUAAUGAAGAUAACAUUAGAUUUUUAUUUCUUGUAAAACGGUCUAAUUUACCUGUGUAGCCUAUAUCCUAAUUGGAUCUACAUUCUGCAUAUUAUUUUGUUUAGGAUUUUCUGAUAGCUGUCUGUUUUUACCUUAUUUUCAUAUUUUAAAUGAUUGUCAUUGAUAGUAGGAGUUUUGAGACAAGUUUCACAAUUGAAUUUCUCCUUUAUUUUGGCCAGGCAGGGGGAAGUUGUGACAGUUUCUGCCUUUUGCACUUAAUGCAAGAGUAAUCUGAAUGAUAAUCGACAAUGAUUGACACUAACAACAUGCACACAUCUGUUAUUACUACAGUCCUAGGGUAUAUUGAGCUGGAGUUAGUUUUUCCAUUGACACAACCUUUAAAACUGGCAAUAUCAGUGCCAAAACAUCAAGAUAAACAUUCUGCUUCUAUGCGCAGUAUUGUGCUCAGAUCCCCAAUCAGAUACUAGUCACAUUGGAUGUAUGGAGUUGCAAAUGACCUCCACCAAGGUUAGAAUCAACAUUGCUGACUGACUACAGUAUGACUAAUGGUGAUUGAUGUGUUUUGAUCCAUUUCCUUGUACAUAUGCACUAAAUUGACCCCCAUA
Oncorhynchus tshawytscha (Chinook salmon) is the source of this 2101-nucleotide messenger RNA. Its product is annotated as class E basic helix-loop-helix protein 41. Gene Ontology annotation, biological process: regulation of neurogenesis; circadian regulation of gene expression; regulation of transcription by RNA polymerase II. The transcript is spliced from 5 exons. The record is from RefSeq and is a predicted model, not a curated record. Bases 183 to 1484 code for a protein of 433 amino acids. Gene Ontology annotation, cellular component: nucleus. Lineage: Eukaryota; Metazoa; Chordata; Actinopteri; Salmoniformes; Salmonidae. Gene Ontology annotation, molecular function: RNA polymerase II cis-regulatory region sequence-specific DNA binding; protein dimerization activity; DNA-binding transcription factor activity, RNA polymerase II-specific.